AUGAAAGCAAGACUCAACGCUAUGCCGUUUGAUCCAUCAGGCAGCAACGACCCUCUCCACUUCAACGGUUCCAGCGGGCCACUGCUGACGGAGUGUCCUUCUCUGGAAAACACAGCUGAGAAUAGCAAAAAGAGAAAGAGAGCCAUCCUGCCUCCAGAAGGGAUCUGCAACAUGACGAUGGACUCCAACUCGAUACCAAUGCCCAUGUCCGACCCCAACGCCUGGGCCACAGCCAUGAACAACCUGGGCAUGCCUCCUAUUGGAAUCCCAGGACAGCCGCUGAUGCCAGAUUUUGACCCCACCCUUGGAAUGAUGGCUGGAAUCACUCCCAUGAACCCCAUGAUGCCCGGCAUCGGUAUGGUGCCUGGACAGCUCUCCCAGGAUUUACCGGUUGUCAAGGAGAUCAUCCACUGCAAGACCUGCACCCUAUUCCCCCCGAACCCCAAUCUUCCCUCGCCCGCCACAAGAGACCGCCCUCCAGGAUGUAAGACGGUGUUUGUAGGGGGUCUGCCCGAGAAUGCCAAUGAGCAGCUCAUCAUGGAGGUCUUCGGACAGUGCGGUGACAUCGUGGCCAUACGCAAAAGCAAAAAGAACUUCUGCCAUAUCAGAUUUGCGGAAGAGUUCACCGUGGACAAGGCUCUCUUCCUGUCAGGUUAUCGUAUCCGUUUGGGCUCCAGCACGGACAAGAAAGACACAGGUCGUCUUCACGUGGACUUCGCUCAGGCGAGAGACGAUCUGUACGAGUGGGAGUGUCACCAGCGACUGUUGGCCAGAGAGGAGAGGCACCGGCGCAAAGUAGAGGAGGAUCGCCUCCGGCCGCCCUCCCCCCCUCCCAUCGUGCACUACUCGGAGCACGAGUGCAGCCAGCUGGGGGACAAGAUUAAAGACGACGGCAACUUUCACGAAGCGGUGCGGGUGCUGCUGACCUGGCUGGAACGAGGCGAAGUCAACCGCAGGAACGCAAACAACUUCUACUCCAUGAUCCAGUCGUCCAACAGCCACAUCCGCCGGCUGAUGACCGAGAAGAGUCAGCACGAGAAGGAGAUGGAGGAGGCCAAAGAAAAGUUCAAGACGGCCCUCUCCGGCAUUCUAUCUCAAUUUCAACAGAUUGUGUCUGUAUUCCAAGCUGCUUCCAAACAAAAGGCAUGGGACCAUUUCUCCAAAGCUCAGCGCAAGAACCUGGACAUGUGGCACAAACAAGCCGAGGAGAUUAGAAACAUGCACAACGAGCAGCUGAUGGGCAUCAGACGAGAGGAGGAGAUGGAGAUGUCGGAUGACGACAUGGAGGACAUGCCUGACAGCAAAGACUCGGAGGACUCGGGUGUAUCCCAAGCAGAAGCCUUGAAGGAGGAGAACGACUCGCUGCGCUGCCAGCUGGACGCCUACAGGAACGAGGUGGAGCUGCUCAAACAGGAGCAGGGCAAGAACCAACCCAUGAGGAGCGAGGAGGACACCACGCACUCCCAGCAGCUCAGCUUCCUCCAGCAGGCUCUGCAAGGCAUGCAGAAGCAACUGUUGAAAAUGAGAGACGAAUUAAAACAGCGGGAGACGGAGCUGGAGAACAGCAUGGAGGACAAGCAGCAGCUGAAGAACCAAGUGCAGACGCUGAAGGACGGUUUGGAGAACCUGCAGAACACGCACCUAAUGCAGCUGGAGAAGGCGAAGCAGGACGACAGAGGCGCGGAGGAGAGUGCUAACCAAACCAGUGAAGCGACGGCGUCGACGGUGGUGUCGUGCAGUCAGGAGAAGGAAGGUCCGACGGAGAGGAAUCCACCGAGUCCAGUCCACUCAGAGAGGGAAGCACUGCUAGUGGGGAUCAUAUCCACGUUCCUGCACGUUCACCCGUUUGGAGCCAGCAUCGAGUACAUCUGCUCCUACCUGCAGCGUCUGGACACCAAGAUCAACCCCAGCGAGGUGGAGGCUCUUCUGUCUCGGCUGCCCUGCACCUUCAGGCAGGAGCUGACGGGGGUCGGGGCCAGUCUGGAGAAACGCUGGAGCUUCUGCGGCUUCCAAGGCAUCAAGAGCACAUAGACGCUGCCGGUGACACUUCUGGGACGCGGAGCAGACGACGAGACUCUGGCGAGAUGUGAAGGAAACAAUAUACAGCCCCCAGAUAUCAAAUCUGUGGACUGGUCCUGUUUGUACACGGACACAUCGGACUGAGCGCAGGUCUCAGAUCGGACAGGAAUGUUGCGUGAGCACUUCAGGGACGAGGCGAAGGCGGACGAGACUUAUAAACACACCAUUUCCAUGGCGACGGGAGUGUUGACAUCCAAUCAUAGCGACAAAGACUUCAUGAGGUUGAACUUUACGUUUCCCUAAGUGGAAAUCAUGUUUAGACCUAGCGACUCACCGGGAGUUGCAGAAGAGCAGCGAGUGCUACAGUAACUGGAGGAUUCUGUAGCCCUCACCCACAUGGGCGGGGCCUUGUGCUCUCCUGGCCUGUGAUUGGCUCUGUGUGGUGUCAGCGGGGGACUGGGACCACAGGGCUAACCGGGGGGCGGGUCAUCCGGGUCAAACUCAACACUUGAAACCUCCGAACCCUUCGGCCGAGAUUCCCUCUCCUCUUUUCGCUGUUGCUGGUUUGUAUCAUAGAUCAUAAAAUUGAUAUAUUUCUUCAUUUCCUGUAAAGGCUGUUAACAGUUGCAUAGGAUCAUUUGUUGUAAUACACUGUAAAU
Messenger RNA from Limanda limanda (common dab), 2678 nucleotides. It is a transcript of the gene enox2, whose product is annotated as ecto-NOX disulfide-thiol exchanger 2. Gene Ontology annotation, biological process: ultradian rhythm. The transcript is spliced from 15 exons. Gene Ontology annotation, molecular function: RNA binding; protein-disulfide reductase activity. Lineage: Eukaryota; Metazoa; Chordata; Actinopteri; Pleuronectiformes; Pleuronectidae. The record is from RefSeq and is a predicted model, not a curated record. Bases 1 to 2031 code for a protein of 676 amino acids. Gene Ontology annotation, cellular component: plasma membrane; external side of plasma membrane.